Vanessa atalanta (red admiral) is the source of this 911-nucleotide messenger RNA. RefSeq names its product pleckstrin homology domain-containing family A member 3-like. Gene Ontology annotation, biological process: retrograde transport, endosome to Golgi; receptor recycling; endosome organization. Gene Ontology annotation, cellular component: trans-Golgi network; early endosome; recycling endosome. NCBI's taxonomy places the organism in Eukaryota, Metazoa, Arthropoda, Insecta, Lepidoptera, Nymphalidae. The record is from RefSeq and is a predicted model, not a curated record. The transcript is spliced from 5 exons. The coding region runs from base 144 to 776 and encodes 210 amino acids.
ACGUAUGUCAAAUGUCAAAUUUUUGUAUAAUGGGACACAUACAUUUUACAAAUUUCGACAUAGGAAUUUGCAAAAUUAAUUAAGUUUAAAGUAUCAAAACAUUGCAAUUUUAAAUUGAUCGACAGGUCUAAGCAAACUUCCAUAUGGAAGGUAUUCUGUGGAAAUGGACAAAUUACUGGAAUGGUUGGCAAACCAGAUGGUUUGUUUUAGAAAAUGGAAUUUUAUCAUAUUAUAAAUCGCAGGAAGAAGUUAAUCAGGGCUGUAAAGGUUCUGUAAAGGUGUCAGUCUGCCAGAUUAAUGUUAACAAUAUUGAUAAUACACGGUUAGAUUUAGUUAUACCCGGUCAACAGCAUAUGUACUUGAGAGCACCAUCACCACAAGAUAGGCAGAAAUGGCUCGUAGCACUAGGCAGUGCUAAAGCUUGUGUUGACUCAGUAUUAGAUCUCAAAGGAUCAGGAUAUGAAGACUCUUUAACUCAUAAGAAAUCUGAAUUACAUUUAUAUUGUGAUUUACUGAUGCAACAAGUGCAUGCAGUUAAAAGUGCAGCAACAUCUGAGGGAGGACCCGAGAUUCAGGAAAUAGAAAAUGCAUCUAGUCUGCUUACCGCAACAUGUGACACCUUUAUAAGGACCCUUGAAGAUAUUAUGAAACUCACUAUCAAUACUGGAAUCAAUUCCACUGUCUAUGAAAUGCCAGUUCCUAACUUAGCAAUGACUAAAAAUAAUUUGAACAAACCAAAACCUGUUAACAGGUCUCUAUCACAAGAAAACAGAUGAGUGAAUAUAAUUAAUAUCUUGUAUGUUAUUGUACUUAAAUAUUUUUUUCUUUUUGUAAAAAUCUGUACAUUUUUAUUAGGCAUGUAAAUAGUGAAUUAAUAUAUUAUAUUGAAUAUUUAAAUGUAUAUGCUUCAU